Messenger RNA from Cryptotermes secundus, 2092 nucleotides. RefSeq names its product cytochrome P450 4C1. Bases 153 to 1700 code for a protein of 515 amino acids. The transcript is spliced from 3 exons. The record is from RefSeq and is a predicted model, not a curated record. Lineage: Eukaryota; Metazoa; Arthropoda; Insecta; Blattodea; Kalotermitidae. Gene Ontology annotation, molecular function: monooxygenase activity; iron ion binding; oxidoreductase activity, acting on paired donors, with incorporation or reduction of molecular oxygen.
AGGACACCAACCUGCCGUUAGCACAAGAAGCAGUAGUGGGUUCAAAAUCAUACAAACACCUCUAUUAACUAAACAUAACCUACUGUAAUAAACAAGGAUACGUUUUAAAAUAAAUUUGUUACCAAGAAAUCAGAGGAUUUUUGAAGUUAAAAAUGGAUAAUUUGAUAACAAUUGAAAACAUGAAGGUUUUCUUGGUCUUAACCAUAUGUGGUUCAGCCAUUUUAUUGUUAUUGGCAAAGAUUUGGAAAUUCUUUCGUAUGUGGCAAAGUGUUUCAAAAAUUCCAGGUCCCCCAGGAGUUCCAAUUCUUGGAAAUAUACUGGAAUUCGUUCCUGGAGAUUUAGCUCAGAAUUUUAGAGUAGUGAAGAAGUUCAUGAAAUGUGGACGCAACGUGAAGGCAUGGUUCGGCCCCUUCCCAAUAAUUCUCAUAUAUGAUAAGGAUGACAUCCAAAAAAUUAUAGGGACCAAACAGGCAGAAAGCAGAGGACCACUCGCUACCAAGUUACUGAAAGAAGUCUGUCUCAAUGGAUUAUUCUCAUCGGAAGGCAAUGUAUGGAAACGUCACAGGAAAAUAGUUCAAUCGACUUUUCAUAAUAAUGUAUUAAAAAAUUUUGUUGAUAAUUUUUCGAAAAAUUCUUUGAUUCUGACGGAGAGAUUGAAAACAGUGGCGGAUGGAGAAAGUUUCGAUAUAUUUCGAUAUAUCGGAGACUGUACUUUCGACGUACUUUUCGAAACAGCAUUUGCUUAUAAUAUGGAUAUUCAGAAGGGAUGUAACGUGUCUCUUGCGAAGAAUAUCUUGAGAAUUAAUGAUAUUCUCACCCAGAGAUGCACAAACCCUUGGUUACUGAACGAUACGAUGUUCAGGCUAACUAAAAUGAGUAAGGAAUUUGCGCAACUGAACAGUAUCAUGCACGGAACAGUAGCAAAGCUAAUAGAAGAAAGAUGCAACUCAUUCAGAGAGAGCGCUAAAGGGAAACUUGAUGUGGAUGACGCUGAUAAUAUGACGAAAUCUAAACCGGUGCUGCUGGAUAUUCUGAUAUCAGACGGCCAGUUAUCUGAUUACGAUAUCAGAGGUGAAUUAUUGACAGCUCUUUUGGCGGGAACUGAAACAACAGCUACCACCUGUUGCUACGUCCUGUGCGCGUUGAGUGAGCACCAGCAGGUACAGGAGAAGGUUCUGGAAGAACAGAGACGCAUAUUCUGCAAAGACUUUCUGCGCCCCGUCGCAGCUGAAGAUGUGUCACGCAUGGUUUAUCUGGAACAGGUGAUAAAGGAGACCAUUCGCAUCCUUCCUCCAGUUAUAUUCGUUCACAGGCAGAUGGAUGAAGACACGUUGUUGCAUGACGGAUGUGUUCUCCCAGCUGGCGUGUUCACUUUAAUAUUUACUUACGGAGUACAUCGGGACCCUGAGGCGUUUCCAGACCCAGACCGUUUCGACCCGGAACGCUUUUCACCUGAAAACACCUUGGGAAGGCACCCCUACUCCUACAUACCGUUCGGAGCAGGUCGCAGGAUCUGCGUUGGUUAUAAGUAUGCUCUGAGCGAAGCGAAAACAAUCCUGUCGUCGAUCCUGAGACGCUACCGCGUCCUGGAGACGAAGGGGGCAGUCAGUGCUGUGGAAGAUAAACUCCAGCUUGGGAUAAUCACUGUGCCGAAGGAAGGGGUGUAUAUUAAGCUUCUACCACGAGAAACUGAAAUAUAAAUUACAUAAUUUACCCCAUAAGUGCCAAGCAUCGAAAAUUUCGACCUUUACAAAUACUGCUAUAUUCGACAAUAUGUGAUGGCUGUUGGUAUUUCAUAUGAAGUACAUAGUCAAAGACACACUGUAAGAUUUAAUCUCCUGCAUUCUAAGUUCUUAGGGAAUUUUAUAUAUCUCUCAACAUAGCAGUACCGAAUCUGCGUUUCUGUCCGUGCGAUAACUUGCAGUUGCAGGAGAAUAAAUUUUUUUUUUCCGUUUACAACGAGGUUUACUGUAGAGCAAAUGCAUGUAAAUAGUCAUUUGUAAAUGUGGUAAGACUCACAGUAGAGGCCCCUCAUGUGUGACGCAAGACAAGAUCGAGUGUGUGUGGUAUUGAAGUGUUCUGAAACUGAAAU